Ilex paraguariensis (yerba mate) is the source of this 1417-nucleotide messenger RNA. The record is from the annotation of a GenBank genome assembly. Lineage: Eukaryota; Viridiplantae; Streptophyta; Magnoliopsida; Aquifoliales; Aquifoliaceae.
GCACAGCUCACCCCUUUAAUGAGGUCUGGAUUUCGAACCCCAUUACAAGCAAAAAAAAAAAAUUUUCCGUUGGAAGUGAAAUGGAUUUCAGUUCCCUCAAGCGUUACCAAACCCUACCCUCUCUCGUCCGUAUCUCUCGGUCUCACGAAGAACUCCGCAGCAGCUUCCAUUGAAGCAAUCCGAAGCAGUUUUCUCGUCUAUCUGAAGGUAUGAUAUUCUCUUUUCUCCCAGACUCAGUUUAACAGGGAACUUGGCUAAAAUGGCUGGAGGUAGAGUGAUGCACCAGUUACUGAGGGGAAGACUUCAGUCUCAGUCCACCGUGUCUCCAGGUCUUUUGUCCCUUUUUUCAAAGAAAGAUCAAGAGGGAAUUGGAUCUGCUGGCAUGAAGUCCCUGAGAGCAUUUGCACUUCUUGGAGCGGGUGUAUCUGGGCUUUUCAGUUUUGCAACAAUAGCAUCUGCUGAUGAGGCUGAACAUGGUUUAGAGUGUCCAAGCUAUCCUUGGCCUCACAAAGGCAUUCUCAGUUCAUAUGACCAUGCUUCGAUCCGUCGUGGUCACCAGGUUUACCAACAAGUCUGUGCAUCUUGCCAUUCAAUGUCCCUAAUUUCAUAUCGUGACUUGGUUGGUGUGGCAUAUACAGAGGAGGAAACAAAAGCUAUGGCAGCUGAGAUUGAGGUGGUUGAUGGACCUAAUGAUGAGGGUGAGAUGUUUACCCGCCCUGGUAAGCUGAGUGAUCGUUUUCCCCAGCCAUAUGCAAAUGAACAAGCAGCUAGAUUUGCGAAUGGAGGGGCCUAUCCUCCAGAUUUAAGUCUUAUCACCAAAGCUCGUCACAAUGGUCAAAAUUACGUAUUUGCCCUUUUAACUGGUUAUCGUGAUCCUCCUGCUGGUGUUUCGAUCCGAGAAGGGUUGCACUACAAUCCUUACUUUCCUGGGGGAGCUAUUGCAAUGCCAAAAAUGCUUAUUGAUGGUGCUCUUGAGUAUGAAGAUGGUACCCCUGCAACAGAAGCUCAGAUGGGGAAAGAUGUGGUGGCAUUUUUGUCGUGGGCUGCAGAACCAGAAAUGGAAGAGAGAAAACUGAUGGGGUUCAAGUGGAUAUUUGUAUUGUCACUUGCUCUGCUUCAGGCCGCAUAUUACAGACGCUUGAAGUGGUCUGUUCUCAAGUCACGUAAGCUGGUUCUCGAUGUUGUCAACUAGAGCUUUGCUUCAUCCUAAGCUAAUAUUUGUGGGAUUGUUUGGAUAGGAAAUAAUUAUGUUGUUCAACAACUGUUUCACUGCCGUUUUAAGUUGUUUCCAGCAGUUCAUCAGAAUCUGAAUGAGCUGAAGAGUUUUUUUUCCCCCUUAAAUUUGAGAUACAAUAAGAGAUCAAAUGCAUAUACAUUAUUUUUUGUCUGAAUACGGAGCUGGGGGAAAUUCCUUUUU